AUGGCAGCGGUGCCUGGCUGCCUCUGUCUCCUCUGCUGCCUCUGCAGCUACCCCUGCGCGGCUGCCUCCAGUGUGGCUGCUGCUGUCCCGGCCGACGGCUCCAACGUCACUGGAAGGCGCUCGGUGGCUGCCCGUGCUGCCGCGGCAGAUCCGCGGUGUCUGCCCCAGGACACGGUCACAAAUUCGGAUGGCCGCAGCCACGCGGCGAAGGCCGCAGCGAUCGAGGCGAGUUUCGCCAUCUGCUGCCAGGCUCAGACCUCGGCCGCGGCGCAGAGCUGGGAUGCGUGCGGCGAGGGAGGCGCUGGGGGCCCAGGCCGCUGCGCCCAGCGGGCCCGGUGCCGGGCCGCAGCUCUGGAGCGGGUGCCGGGCAACGCGAGUGCGCCCCCCGCGCUGGACGCUGGGAGCAGAGGCGAGAUAGGCUUGGCAGAGAUGCGCCUCUUCGCGGAGAUCCUGAUACUGCCGUACCUCACCCAGGCCGACACCGACCCAGUCUUUCUCGACGCCGAGCACAUCCUGCCCGCCAUCUUUUUGGCGCUCGCCGCAGAGGAGCGGCGGGCGCCUUCUCCGCCUGACGAGGGCGUCGGCCCCACCGUCCUGGACGUGGGCGCCUUCCUCGGAGACUUCAGUCUCACUGCCCUGGCACUGUGGGAUGCGCUGGUUGCGAUGCCAAGGUCCUGGCAGCGCGCGGCCUUCCCGCCCUCCGCCGCCGCGGGGCCGGCGCCGCCGCCUCCGCGCCCGGCCCCGGCGUGGGCCAUCGCGCUGGAGCCCUCGGCGGGCCGCUGCGGGGAGCUCCGGGCCUCCCGCGCCGCGUGCGCAGCGGGCGGCCGCCCCGCGGGCGGGAACCGCUCGGCGGGCUGCGUGCUGGCCGUCUGCGCGGCCGCGGCCGCGGAGUCGGGCUCGGAGCUCCUGUACUGCCCCAGGAGUCCCAGGGGCUACAGUCGGCUUCUCGUACGGGCACGAAGACCAGACGAGGUGCCUGCAGCCAGAGGCAGUCCAGGUCGUAGCGCUCGAUAA
Prorocentrum cordatum is the source of this 1014-nucleotide messenger RNA. Lineage: Eukaryota; Dinophyceae; Prorocentrales; Prorocentraceae. The record is from the annotation of a GenBank genome assembly.